AUCAAACAACCAAAAAUGUCCAACGAAAAAGAGCGUGAAAACCAUGUUUAUUUGGCCAAACUCGCCGAACAAGCUGAGCGUUACGACGAAAUGGUUGAAAGUAUGAAGAGUGUUGCAAAACUUAAUGUGGAACUUACUGUGGAAGAGCGAAACCUGCUGUCAGUUGGAUACAAGAAUGUGAUAGGGGCACGUAGGGCCUCAUGGCGUAUUAUGUCAUCAAUUGAACAAAAGGAGGAAUCAAAAGGAAAUGAAAGCUAUGUCAAUCUGAUCAAGGGCUAUCGCAAAAAAGUCGAAGAUGAGCUUGCCAAGAUUUGCAAUGAUAUUCUUGAUAUCAUUGAUAAGCAUCUUGUACCCUCUUCGGGAUCAGGAGAAGCUACUGUUUUUUACUACAAAAUGAAAGGUGACUAUUUCCGAUAUCUUGCUGAGUUCAAAACAGACGAAGAAAGAAAGGAAGCUGCAGAUCAAUCAUUGAAGGGCUAUGAGGCUGCUUCUGCUUCUGCAAAUACAGAACUCCCUUCAACCCAUCCAAUCCGUCUCGGACUAGCUCUCAAUUUCUCAGUUUUCUACUAUGAGAUUAUGAACUCUCCUGAGAAGGCUUGCCAUUUGGCUAAACAAGCUUUUGAUGAGGCGAUUGCUGAGUUGGACACCUUAAGUGAGGAAUCAUACAAAGACAGCACCUUGAUCAUGCAGCUGUUGAGAGAUAACCUCACUCUCUGGACCUCUGAUUUGCCCGAGGAAGGAGGAGAGGAAAACCCCAAGACCGAAGAGACGAAACCUCUUUUAGCAGAUCAGCAGAAGCAGUGAUGAUUAAAGGAAGAUUUG
Molecule: messenger RNA, 822 nt
Organism: Erigeron canadensis
Lineage: Eukaryota; Viridiplantae; Streptophyta; Magnoliopsida; Asterales; Asteraceae
Product: 14-3-3-like protein GF14 iota
Exons: 7
Coding region: 16-804 (262 amino acids)
Biological process (GO): signal transduction
Cellular component (GO): cytoplasm
Source: RefSeq, a predicted model, not a curated record